Messenger RNA from Cuscuta campestris, 1283 nucleotides. The record is from the annotation of a GenBank genome assembly. NCBI's taxonomy places the organism in Eukaryota, Viridiplantae, Streptophyta, Magnoliopsida, Solanales, Convolvulaceae.
ACAAUCUCCAUCUUCUUCGUCCUUCUCCACCCGAUUGAUUCGCACCUUCCUCCAUCUUCUCAACCCGUCACCAAUUUCGGCAGCUGUCAUCGAUUAGCCAGUCGCCACCACACUCAUCUUCUCCGACCUCCAACAGUGUCGGCAAUCACUGCCGAUGCCCCACAAUCCACUUCCGUGGGAUGCCUUUCCUCUCUUACUUGAUAGUCGAUUCACAGGUAUAUACAAAUUGGGCUAAAUAGAUUGAAGUUGACGCAAGCUUGGAAGAGAAAAGAAAAAUAGAUGUAGGCAGAAUUGGCCCAAAGAAAGAAUAAAGCUGCAAUCAGUUCAUUUUUAUGUGGUUGAUGAAGAUGAAUAGGGUCCUUGUCUUCAGAUCAUCAUCACUAUCACCAAUAAAUAUGCUGAUGAUGAUAAUUGAGGUGAAACUGCCAGGUAUUUUUUGUCAUCGUGGAAUCGCUAGCGGUAACCCUUCUAGUAGACCUCUUCAUUACCAGUCAUUGCUUUACAUUCCUUUGGAUGAAUAUCCUCAUCACGCUGCAGCUAAUGCGUAUAUAAAGUCAAUGACUUUGAAGUUUUUUAGGCAUCCAAGUUGCUGCUAUGCCCAUACAACAGAUUUCACCUUCACAUUGUUGGCUGGUAUCUUCAAGCGGGGUUUUGCCCUUGAUACGGUUUUGAUAAACGCUUUGAUUCAGCGUCUCUUUGGCAUUGGUUUGGAAGAAGAUGCUUAUGACUUAUUCAUCAUGUUAACAAAAAAAACUUGUUUCAACCCAAUGCUGACACAUUCUUAACACUAUGUUUGUUUGGAGGUAGGGGGAGGUAGCGAGAGGUAGAUUAAACUUUCUACCUUGUUUGGUAACAAAAAUUGAAAUAGGUAAAGAGAAGUAAGGGGAGGUAGGGAGAGGUAGGGUUACCUCUGAACAGUGUAUUUUGGAUGACCGCCAAUUUGGCGAAACAUCGAGGUAAUCAACUAUCCGCUACCCUUCGGCCUUCACCCAAUCGCACGAAAAUCAAUCAGCAUCUUCCCAUCGCCAUCGCCAUCUUCUUCCGGUUCCUAUUGCCAAAGGUAUUCUGAUCGUCAUCUUCUUCUGGUUCAAUGUUCACUUUUUUUCAAUCUGCUCUGCUUCGCCAUAAAUUUCAAUUCCGCUGCGUAGUUAAUUUUUUUUGUUUCAAUUUCGAUCGCCAUGCUCCUUCGCAGCUCAAUUCAGAUAAGCUUUACAUACUCCGUACUUGUUUUGUUCUGCUAUGGUGGCGGCUAUACUCUUCAAUUUCUAUAGCCAUCUCCUUAA